Messenger RNA from Scutellospora calospora, 285 nucleotides. The record is from the annotation of a GenBank genome assembly. NCBI's taxonomy places the organism in Eukaryota, Fungi, Glomeromycota, Glomeromycetes, Diversisporales, Gigasporaceae.
ACUCGAAGUAUUAUAAUUGCGGCUAUACAUAAGAAGACGAAAAUAGGAUGUGAGCAACUUGUUCAAGAAGCUAUUAGCACUUGCUCAAUUCCUGCUAUUAGCAAGACUACAUCUUAUUUACAUGAGUUAAUUAGUGCAGCUCAUAAAGUUAUUGACCUUAAUCAAAAAAAACAAAUCGAUACUGAAGCUAUAGCUUUUAAUUCCUAUACAAAAAAAGUAUCAGUUUAUAGUAUUGAAGAUAAAAUCAUUAAAGAAAUUUAUAAGUUUCCUUAUUCUAUGCAGUAA